This is a messenger RNA of Pecten maximus, 3958 nucleotides long. Its product is annotated as suppression of tumorigenicity 5 protein-like. The transcript is spliced from 18 exons. NCBI's taxonomy places the organism in Eukaryota, Metazoa, Mollusca, Bivalvia, Pectinida, Pectinidae. The record is from RefSeq and is a predicted model, not a curated record. The coding region runs from base 257 to 3958 and encodes 1233 amino acids.
AAAACAUGGCGGACGUAGAGAAGGAAGCAGUUUAUUUUCAGUUUGAGAAAAACUGCCGCACGCACAUUUAGCACCACAAAGUAAUUAAGGUGUAUUUCGCACAUACAGUUUCUUUCAAAAAUGGAACGAGCAAAUUUUUAGCUUGAGACCCAGCCUAACGUCAGAAAUAUGAUUGACCUAAAAUGGAUAUAUUAUCAAAGAAAAUUCUAAAUAAAAGUGCUGUAUAAGAGUCAGUUUUCACAUAAACAGGAAAAACAUGGCUGAAAAUUCAGACAUGACAAAUAGUAGUGUUAGACAAUUAGCUCCUGGUCAAUUAAAAAAUAUUCGUGAGAUGUUUGAAUCCAAGUCAGACAGUCCAGAGCAAAUUGGAAUUUCUGAAAAAGGUAUAAACCACAGUAGACCACAAUUGACACGACCCCGACCACUGUCAACGGUGUCGAUCAAGUCAGAUACCAGGAAAUCAAAGGAGCAGGAGAACAAUCGGACUCGUCCUCCAAGACCAGCUACAACACUGUUCAAACAGUCCCCAUUAUCAAUGCCCUCUACUGCUGCCAGAAAAGUAAAGGAAGGAGAACCUGCCCCUCGAAAUUUAAAACCAGUCCGUAAAAAAUCCAGAGCAAAAAGUGAUGUCUUUGAGUCUUCAGAAGCUGUUGUGAAAGCUGUGAAUAUGAUGAACAAUCAAGGCAAGGUUACACCUGUGCCAAGGGAACGUAGUCCGAGAGCAAGUUCUCACACCAGGAAUGCUUCCUUGGGUACUAUAGAGUUGAAACUCAAAUCUACAACAGAUGAAAGUGUUUCAGAUAUUGUGUCAAAAAGGACAAAAAUGUUUGAAUCUGCUGAUCUAUCCAAACAAACAGAACAGAAACAAUCCAAUAUUGUUUUGAGGCCAACACCUCCAAUUAGGCCGCGGUCCAGGCCCACGAGUGGGUCUAGUGAUGGUGAUCCUGAACUCCCUAAAACUGUUAACAGCCCUAGUGUGACCUACUGUAGUCCCUGGGAUAUUGGCAAAAGUGUUCUGACUAGUCCACCCCCUCCCCCAAAGAAACCCCCACGCACAGGUGCUCAUGAUGACUAUCUCAGGGUAAAAGUUAAUCCUGAAAGUGAAAAAUUAAAGGAGGAUGAGAUUGUAAUCAGACCUAAUAUUUUGUAUGAAAGUAUUGAAGACAUUCAGAAUGAAAAGAAAAAGUCUGAAGAAAAGGAGAAAAAUAUACCUAAAGAGAAACCUGGACCUGUGUACAGAAAGAUAGUAAGAAUCAAAACGGACCAGGAUGAUGAGACUAGCUCAAGAAAAGAGGAAGAUGUUGUUGAAGAUCAUGAGAACAGACCAAAGAAACCCACACGUCCUCCACCUCCAAGAACAAGACCGAUGUCUAUUGCUUCAGACAAUUUUACUGAUUUCUCUUUUGAAAAACAAGCUAAAGAUCCUAAACAGAAACCAAUUAUUCCAAAGAAACCUACUUCACCUAAUGGAGAUCCAAGUGUUAGUAGUCCAUUUUAUGAGGAUAUGAAAAUAAAACAUGUGGAUUUAGAUGACAUUAAGCACUGGGAUUUACCUGGCACACCUGUGAGGAGGAAUCAGAUGAGGAGAAGUGUAAGUGCCGAGUGUGUAGCAGACAAGAAAGAUGAUAUGCUUGGUGAAGCGGUGUAUGUGGACCCUGUACAGUUCCGGGAUGACAUUUAUGUAGAUUCUGGGGGUUAUGCAGUGCCCUACAAACAUAGAAAUCUGCAGCAGGCAAAGUCCCUAGAACCAGGGCAGCAGUUCUGUAAGUAUCAAUAUUUACCAACCCCUCUCAAUUUUAGAAGAAGAUGCCUGAAUUCUAAAUGCAGGCCAAUCAGUGAAGCAGUGAAGUCAAAGUUUGGAAAUCUGAAAAAGCUCCUAAAAACAGAGUCACCGAGCAAAAGCAAACAAGAAGAUGUCAAAAGUUCAAAGAAAAAGCUGGAGAGUGUACGGUUGAAGAUCAGUCUAGCCUUUUCUGUGGUCCGCGCUAUGCAGCAAAAGACAGAGGAAGGCAGUUUGGAUGAGGAAACACCAGAGCAACCAUCAGAGAAUGACAGUUUGGUUGAUGUGUCUGAGAUCGUCAAGAGGAAAGAACACUGUAACCUUGUGAGGAAGAGGACGAUGAAGAGUGUGCGGGGCUCUCGGAGGUACCAGGAUUCGACCAAGUACUCCCAGAUGUUUGACUAUGGACUAAUUGUUGGUCUUGAGGAGAAAGAGGAGCAAGUUGGCUAUAAACCAAAAAUUCUCUACAAAUUUCCUGAUAUGGCUGACAGUAAUGUAUCUGUUCCCGAGUUCUGUUUCCCUGAUGCAGCUGAGUUUGAUGUGAAGUCAGCUUCUCCAGCAGCCCCAAGUGAAUCCUACUCCUUUGUGUUGACUAAUGUGGAGGGAGGACGAAUAUAUGGAUAUUGCCGUAGACUUGUGCCGUUAGAGACACCAGCGGGUCUGUCUGAGGUCAUCUGUAUCAUCAGCCCUGUAGAUGCCUUCAGUAUGUACAACGAGCUGUUGGAUGAUAUUGAGCAGAGGAGACAACACUCGUUAUACCACGCCCAGGAGCUGAUGGCCGCUGCUUUUGGUCGUCCCAUGCCUGAUCCUGGAAAAGUGGUGCAAAUACGAUCACUGGAUGAGCAUGGAGAAAUGAGAACGCAGUUCCUUACUCGGCCAGAAGAUAACAGAAUAGAUAAUGCAAACCGUGAAUUUUUACUAUCCAGAUUAGGAGUGGAUAAACUGCUUAAGAUAUUUGCUUGUAUUCUCUUGGAGAGAAGUGUUUUGCUUUGUGCCAAAAACCUUAGUACGCUGUCCCAGACCAUCCAUGCCCUAGCUUCAUUACUGUAUCCAUUCCACUGGCAACAUGUCUACAUCCCUGUACUACCGGAGAGCAUGCUGGAGGUGUGCUGUUCCCCGACCCCCUACCUCAUUGGAAUCCUGUCUUCUCAUGUACAACGUGUACAGGAGUUACCCCUCAGUGAUAUUGUGAUAUUUGACCUGAACAAGAAGCAGAUGAUCCGUAGUAAUGGUGAUGAAGGAACACUGAUCCCCAAACUCAUCCAAAAGGCUAUGAAGACCGCCCUCAACAUGUGUAAAAAUGACUCAGAUGCGUCCAGUGCCAAGAAUCUCAUGGUAUCAGAAGUGUUUCUGCGAUUCUUUGUGGAAGCAAUUGCCCAUUUUGCAGAACACAUUAAUAAUCAACAAGAUGGUAAAAAAGUAUUUGUAAAGGAGAGCUUUAUCCAGGGGGCGCCCACGGAGGGCAUACAGCAGUUCCUCGAAUGGUUCACAGAGACGCAAAUGUUUGAAGUGUUCAUCACACAGCAAGUGGAGAAAAGCAAGCCGAGCAAGGGCAGCAACACCAUGGGUAAGACAAGACAUGACUUCAGGAAGGAGAGCUUUAUCCAGGGGGCACCCACGGAGGGCAUACAGCAGUUCCUCGAAUGGUUCACAGAGACGCAAAUGUUUGAAGUGUUCAUCACACAGCAAGUGGAGAAAAGCAAGCCGAGCAAGGGCAGCAACACCAUGGUAUUCCGGUAUGAUGUUACCUGUCUGGUGAAUGUCUCCCCAGUAUUCCGGUAUGAUGUUACCUGUCUGGUGAAUGUCUUCCCAGUAUUCCGGUAUGAUGUUACCUGUCUGGUGAAUGUCUUCCCAGUAUUCCGGUAUGAUGUUACCUGGCUGGUGGAUGUCUCCCCAGUAUUACGGUAUGAUGUUACCUGUCUGGUGGAUGUCUCCCCAGUAUUCAGGUAUGAUGUUACCUGGCUGGUGGAUGUCUCCCCAGUAUUCCAGUAUGAUGUUACCUGUCUGGUGGAUGUCUCCCCAGUAUUACGGUAUGAUGUUACCUGGCUGGUGGAUGUCUCCCCAGUAUUCGGUAUGAUGUUACCUGGCUGGUGGAUGUCUCCCCAGUAUAACGGUAUGAUGUUACCUGGCUGGUGGAUGUCUCCCCAGUAUUACGGUAUGAUGUUACCUGGCUGGUGA